Molecule: messenger RNA, 5451 nt
Organism: Babesia bigemina
Lineage: Eukaryota; Apicomplexa; Aconoidasida; Piroplasmida; Babesiidae
Exons: 1
Coding region: 1-5451 (1816 amino acids)
Source: RefSeq, a predicted model, not a curated record
AUGACAUCUUUAAACCAUCACAAUAACUUGUGCCUUGUCACCCUUCACUUCCCUCCUUCCACCGCUUGCCACUGCCCUGACCAUGUGCCGCUCAGGGAGCUUGGCAAGAAAUUUGGUAAAAUUCUGAACCUCAAAAAUACCUCAAAUAACAACACUAAUAACAUCCUUAAUAACCUCUGUUCCGGCCUCGAAAAAUUCCUAGGCUUCAACUCUGAGACUAAAGGCUACGACGGCACUGGGAUUGUGUACUCUGACUUGGAUAGGCUGUGUGACGGGGUGAUGGGAUUUUUGUAUUAUGUGCUUAAGGAUGUCAGCGAGAAACAGCCUUACAGUGUGGGUAAAUCAAUACUAAAAGAGUUUGUUGAGACCGAAUUAAAGCCUAAAUUAUCCACCGGGCGUGAGGGUUUUAAGGUCAUUGAGCAGUUGGCGGGGAAAGUGCGGGAGUAUAAUGAUAAAGUAAAAACAUCGAAUGACUAUGUCAAAAACAAAAUUAAAGAGAUGCAUAAUCACGUUGACAAGACUUUAACAGAUAAGUUAAGAUCCAUAUUACUUAAUGAUGAUUCAGAUCUGCGGAAGGCAUUGACACAACAGCAAGUUCAGAAGGUGGAGCAAGCUGUGACGGAAGCCGAGCGAUUAGUCAAGGACUACGCUACAAAAGGUACGGAUUUCAUAAACGGUUUUCGUGAAAAGAAAGUGUUCAGUUACCGAAAGGGUACGACGUACGAAUAUAGAGACGAAUUUAAGGACUUGAAUCCUGACGUACAACAGAAAAUUAAUAAUGCUAUACAAAACAUUUCAUAUGAAGCUACACGGCUUGGUGCACUCUCUGCCAAGGAACAGAACCACCUAGAGCAGAUGACAGCGACGAUCAAAGAUACGUUUAGUUCGCUUAACAGGUGCGUGAAUGAUAAAAUUGGCACAGACGUUACUGCGCUUGUUAGUAACAUUGUGAAGCAAGUUGACGGAAUUUUGAAAUCGCUUCAGGCCAUUGAUAAGGAGCUGUGGAAGCAUGUUAAUGAGUUAGGAAAAUGGAUUAACACUGCGGAUGAAAUUGUGAGAGAUGGCAUAAAUAGGGCUAAUGGAAUUGAAAACAAAGGUGUUGGAUCUGUUAAUAAGGACAACAUUGAUAAUGUCGUAAAGAACAUCAAUACCGUGUUCUACGGGGCGAAAGAUUUUGUCAAGCAGAAUGUGGAAGAGGCAAUUAAGGCAGUGGCAAAAAUGGAUGAAGAGCUGAAGAAAGAUUUGUUUACGGUUAAGACGCAAAUCGAAAAAUCUAUCGAUUUGAUUAAUGUGAGCAUUGCGGCGUUAGGGGGUAAGUUUAGCGAAAUAACCGAUCGUAAUAAAAUUUCCGGGAUCAUAGGUCAUAUUGAGAAGCAGGUUGCUAAGGUUGCGGGGAGCGGCUUAAGAAGCGAAAGCGGUCUUGGAGCCAUCAAACAUAUACUGAUUGCGUUCAUCUGGAGGUAUAAAAGUGAGAAGUUUGCAGCUAAAAUGAACGAGUUGGUUGGUGAAAUUAUGAGGACGGAUCCAGUGAAGGGGCAUUUAAAGCAGUAUGUUAGCAGUAACAAGGGGCAAUGGAAUACAUAUUUUAAGCCUGAUACAACUGCGGAUUCAAUAACGCUGAAGGUUCAAGAAGAAAUAAUGAAGGAAAUUACGAAGGUGAUUACGGAGCCAGAAUUAACGGGUGACAGCGUUGAGUCGCACUUGAAUGUCCUAAAUCAGAAUAUGCUAACAUUUUCGCAGAAACUUCAGAAUGGCAUGUUGAGCAGCAUAACGGCAAUUGUCGACGCUGUCAAGAAUCAUCAAAAUUUUAAGGAACCAGGUUCUACUGGACAGCAUAUUAAACACAAUCUCCAGGACGCCGUGACCUCCACGUUCAGACAACUUGCUGCUGAAGUCAACAAAUCUGCUAAUAUGAUGAAUGCACUGCUAUUGGAGCCCCGGUUUCCAACCAACCAGAAAUCCAGCGUAGCAGCCUACCUGGACGAUGCGCUUGGGGUGGCCUCAACUCUUCACACGAAUCUAAAAAAUGCGCUCAAUGAUCGCACCGAAAGUACGAAAUCUGCCGACAAAGUCGACAAGGCGAUCGAGCAAGUCAAGAACACUCUCCGCGAGCAGCUGAGUGAAGAUACUGAAAAACCAAGUAGCCAUGUCAAGCUUCCAACUUCCGGCGACAAAUUUCAAAAUUACAAUGGUUGCGUUGCCCAAGACGAUGCUACCCUCUCCGCCCUUGCGUCCGGUAACCUGAAUAAUAUAACUGAGUCAUCAGGUACACUUCCGAAUAAGAUUAAGGACAUUGAUACCCAUAGCCUUACGUAUUUCGAAGAAAAAUUAGGUGUCAAAAGGGAAGUAAAAAACCUAUCUAACGGUUACCUGAAAGAGAUCACGGAUAACCUCACACAGCUCAUGGAAGCAUUCUCAAAAGCAGGCAGAGCCGUUAACGCCGAGUUUAAGAAACUCCAAACGAAUAUCGGCCGUAAAGAACACGGCUCUACAGUUGAGGUUACAAAGGGCUCACUUCAAAAAAUUUACGACAAUUUGUCGAAUGUUCUUCGUGAUAAUGUUGCACGUGUCAUUCAAUCGGCCACCGAAUUUGUGAAACUAGAAGCUGACAAACUAAAACAGAAUUGCACUAAAUCACUCACACAACAUGUCAAUACCGAAUCUCAACAAGCAAUACACAAGCUCAUCACUCAAGCGAGAAAGCUGUGCAUAUCGUCAAUGAAGUCUUCCCUUGAACAAUUUUCGGGGAAGGUCACCGAGGAGCUGAAACCCCUGCCCACCCUCAUCGACACCGACAGGCAGCACGGCUUUAAGGGUUUCAUGCGGACGUUGCAAGGUAUAAUCGGAGAGAAUGGUGAGACUUCGGACGAGAAUAUUGAGAGACUCAAGGGUCUCGUAGGUCAGCUGUCGAGAAAUGUGAAUCAUAAGGAUGCGUUCAUAAAAUUGUCUGCAAACUUCAAGGACUUCUGCUCACCACUCCACGUCUACCUCAAAGCAGAGAUCAAACGCGUUCACGAAGCAAAUAACGAGAAAAUAAAUCCCAAGCCAUCCGGCGUGGAACAGCUGUACACCUCCAAACUCGACGCUGCGCAUACAGCGCUCAACAACCUACUCGAUCACAUUAAUACAAACAACCGCUACAAUCACGAAGUACCCGCCUUGCUUGACAGUCUCUCCACUAAAGUCGAUAGUCUCCACCCCAAGACCUUUAAUGACCCGAACACUCCCCUGCUUGACGGCGUUGGGAAAGGGCUGCGUGAGUUUGCGGCUGAACUUGGAAAGGCGUACAUCUCAGCGUACGACAGUGAGACGUUUGGUGCUGAGCUUGUCGAAAAAGAUAAAUUAACGCCGUAUGGAUCUAAGUUAAGUAAGGUCUGCUUGACCGUAGUUUCGACGUCAUACAAUGUGUUGAACACAGUGAGGAAGUACUCCGGUACCACGUGGAAGUCUGACAAGAUACAUCAAUCGACACCAAUUGGACAGUUCCUCGGCAACAACGGAUACGUCGUAUCCAAGGACAAACAAGACGGUCACUUGCGUCACGGAGCUGGUAUGCUAGGCUGGCAUGUUUACAAAAGCCUCGUUAAGAAUGACGAUAGCCGUGUCUACAGACAUCAUGAUGCUGAGAAAGACACUGGCCCACUUGAAAUGCUUCACGAGAUUCUUCAAACAUAUUACAGAAUCGGCCACAUCUCUACCUUCUCUGCCAAGAAACUGCCGUGUAGCAUAUUUGAAAUGUUGUGCUGGAUAGUUGGUCUUCCGUGCACCUCGGCUUAUGACGAAAUGUUACAUGACGCUGUCAGUGACUUAUUUGUCGAUCCUUCGAAGCGAGUCACAGUUGGAGAUUUAGACGCCGCAGUUGUCGGCGAUGAACCGGUAGCGUCAUAUCCGGAGGCGAUCGAAUUGGAACGUACACAGAGAGCAGUAAAACGCCUAUGUUCGAGAUCGUACGAUGUUCUUCUUGAAAUAGUGGGUUACGGAAACGCAUACACAACCUACGCCGUCGACUACUGCGACAACAGCCUACAACUAUCUUACCCUUCAGAUCCGUCACAGUGCCUGGAACUAUUGCUGGACAUCCUACGUAAAUUGUUACCGGUGUUCAGAUUCUUGCAUAGCCAAUGUAAGGUGACUGCCGAACAUCGCGGGUGGUCCGACUGUUGGUACGGUAAAGGCGUACAGUCAUCCAAAUCGCAGUGUAACGACCAUGCAAGCGAAAAAGCAACGUGCCAACCAAAUGACCAACCAAAAUGCCAGGCAAGGUGCCAAGCAAAUUGUCAUCCAACGUCGCCACUUCAGUCGUAUUUGUCAGAUUGCCUUACCGGCCACUUGCCUCACCAGGUAAGCAGCAUCGGUUGCAAGGCCAAAUGUGCGACGUGUCCAAAGGUUCUCCCCGGCCAACCUUGCCUGACGCCUCUCGGCUUCAGAGGGUUCUCCGGUAGUAUGAAGACAGGUAAAGACUUAUGCAAAGUGCUAACCAAAUUCUUCUUCGAUGUGCAAUAUUCAUCGUUGCUUUGCUUGAUGCCCAAACCGCCAUCUACGUUACCAGAACACUACCAGUUUGCGUUGACGUUAGGUAGUAUGCUGAAAAAUGGUAAAGGAGGCAGCACUGGUAUCGUUUGUACAGCGUUUAGAGCAUCAAUCGGAAGCGCAUCUAUUCGCCUCUACGAGAAUCCUAUUGAACUAACUAAUGCCUUCGGAGACGCUUACGGUAAUACGCAUAUUGAACAUAGUCACAGGACCGGAGAACCCAAGCACGCCCCGUUGUCCAGUUUAUCAAUGAACAACUCAUGUAUGCUUCCUAAGACCGACAAUAUUUACUGUGGUCCCUACCUUCAAUCUCUAUACCAGGAUACCUAUUAUUCCCUCGCCGAGAAGCAUUGUAACCUGUACUUGUCCUGGGCGAUAUACUUGCCGUGGCAAUUUUGGAAUUAUCUGAAAACCCUAUACGAUUCUUUCUGCAGUAUAUCCUGCCAGGACUGGGGCUGCAGUGGUUGCUUAAAAGGUGACAAAUGCAAGACGGGCAAACACGGAACGGACUACAACUGCAAAUGCUGGAGUGUCGUCAAAUGCCGCGGAGUGCAAAGCACUUUCUACAGUUACGGAUUCACAUUCGGCGACGCGAAGAAAUUGUUGGACGAAAAUGAACUGAGGUAUUGCCACGAUUUCUGCAAACAACUUGAGAAUAUUCUCAAUUCACAAUUUUUCAAAGACCUCCUCCAAAAGUGCGACGAAUUCAUAUUCACCAUCAGGCAGCCCUUCAUCUGGCUUAACGUCGCACUCUGGUCACUCUCCCUCUUCUACCUCAUCUGCGUCAUGGUUGGCAGACUGGAUGUGCUCCACAUAAAAUCGCAUUUACGAUCACCAUCAUCGCACAAGAUAACGGCGCAGUCAUUGUUGGCAGCAGCGCAAGUCGGAAGGCUUGCCAAGAUAUCGUAUCUACGACCGUAA